This is a messenger RNA of Rhizoctonia solani, 324 nucleotides long. RefSeq lists its product as uncharacterized. NCBI's taxonomy places the organism in Eukaryota, Fungi, Basidiomycota, Agaricomycetes, Cantharellales, Ceratobasidiaceae. The coding region runs from base 1 to 324 and encodes 107 amino acids. The transcript is spliced from 6 exons. The record is from RefSeq and is a predicted model, not a curated record.
AUGUCGCGGACUUACGAUCACAUCAAAGGAAAGAUUAUCCUCCAUGCUCAGGCAAGCCCGAAUCCCUGUGAGGGCCAAGGUGAUAAGGUCGCAUCACUCCUCAAAGUGAUUCGAGACUAUUCCAAUAGUGAUAAGGAGCCCGGAUGUCUCACCUAUCGCGUCACCCGUAGCGGAAAUGAUUUCCUUAUCUUUGAAGAGUAUGCCGAUGGUGCUGCGAUUCGAGCUCAUUUUGAGACCGAGGGAUUCAAAAACCUGGUCAAUGAGAUGAAGACGGGUACAUUAGCUGUUGGGGAACCGGACAUCACCUACUAUGAGGAAAUUUAG